Molecule: messenger RNA, 1569 nt
Organism: Anopheles coustani
Lineage: Eukaryota; Metazoa; Arthropoda; Insecta; Diptera; Culicidae
Product: fibrinogen-like protein 1
Exons: 5
Coding region: 1-1569 (522 amino acids)
Source: RefSeq, a predicted model, not a curated record
AUGGAACAACGUCUGCAAGAGAAGCUAAACAAGCAAGAAAAUAGUAUCGAGACGAUCGAGGUCAAAAUGCAUGCAAUGGAAGACUCUUUGAAAAAGAGUGUGAAGACAAACGAAGAGAACACACGGAGCAAAUUGGAGGAAUUAUCGCAAACUGGGCUCAAGAAACUGAGAGAAAAUAAGGAAAUUCUUGACAUGCUAACAAGUUCGAUUCAUAAUUUAACUACCAAUGUAGAAACACGCAUUACCGGAGAAUCCGGAACGUAUCUGUUCCGUUUGUGGGAAAAAUCUAAGCCUUUCGAAGUCUUUUGCGAACAAAAUAAGUUCGAAGGCGGCUGGAUAGUAAUCCAGCACAGAUUCGACGGUUCAGUUGACUUUUAUAGGAACUGGACGGAGUACCGAAAUGGAUUUGGGAAUGUUGAUGGCGAAUUCUGGCUCGGGCUGGAAUACGUGCAUCAAAUUACCAAAAACCGACCGCAUGAACUGCUGGUGGAAAUGAAAGAUUUCCAUGGAAACUACAAAUACGCAAAGUACGACGAAUUUGAGAUAGGGAACGAAUCGGAGUUGUAUGUGUUGAGGAAGUUAGGGAGAUACUCAGGGACAGCAGGAGAUGCGUUACGAAGCAACAAGAAUAAAAAGUUUAGCACAUUCGAUCGAGACAAUGAUAAGUCGAAGGACGGUAAUUGUGCUAAGGAUUUUCACGCAGCCUGGUGGUACAAUUACUGUAUCCAUUCCAAUUUGAACGGGCCUUAUCAGAACACAACAGGUGAUUUGCGUGCGAUGGUGUGGAUAAAUUUAAAAGACGACUGGCGUAGUAUGUCUUACUCGCGAAUGAUGAUUCUUUUAUCAGCCCGGCUCACAAUGGCGAUAGGAGGUUUCGUGAUGGAGCUUUUGAUGACAAAGCUGGACUACUUGCAAGACAAGCUGCAAGAGGUCGAGCAAACUAUGAAGAGUUCGCUGAAGGUGAAUCUAAAUUCCCAGCACAAGUUAAGUGAAAACACGAUGAUAAAGAAGAAAAAUAUCGACUCUUUGUUCGGAGGCGGCUGGAUUGUGAUUCAGCACAGGUUCGACGGUUCGGUCGAUUUUUAUAGAAACUGGACCGAGUACCGUAAUGGAUUCGGAAACGCAAUGGAUAUUAAUGCCGAAUUCUGGCUUGGGCUGGAAAACGUGCAUCAUAUUACUAAAAACCGACCGCUUGAACUGUUGGUGGAAUUGAAAGAUUUCUACGGAAACUACAAAUUCGCUAAGUACGACGGGUUUGAGAUAGGGAGCGAAUCGGAAAAGUAUGCGUUGAAAAAGUUAGGGAAAUACAUUGGGAUAGCAGGAGAUGCGAUGGGAAUCCACUUGAAUCAAAAGUUUAGCACAUUCGAUCGCGACAAUGACGUAGAUAAUCGUAAUUGUGCUAAGGAAUUUCACGGAGCCUGGUGGUACGUGAACUGCCACCGUUCCAAUUUAAACGGCCGAUAUCAGAACACACAAAAUGAUGGUAGUGCGAUGAUGUGGUACUAUUUCAAGAACGACUUGCGUGGUUUGUCUUACUCGCGAAUGAUGAUUCGCGCGUACAUUAAUUAA